Molecule: messenger RNA, 1572 nt
Organism: Fusarium coffeatum
Lineage: Eukaryota; Fungi; Ascomycota; Sordariomycetes; Hypocreales; Nectriaceae
Exons: 6
Coding region: 1-1572 (523 amino acids)
Molecular function (GO): heme binding; monooxygenase activity; oxidoreductase activity, acting on paired donors, with incorporation or reduction of molecular oxygen
Source: RefSeq, a predicted model, not a curated record
AUGGUUGUCAAAAUUCUCAUUUACGCCGCUGUUGCGGUCGGUCUAGCAUAUCUAGUCCUCAACUUCCCAAGACUUCAACAAGAAUACAAACUCUACUCCCACAGACACCACCUUCCCCCCGGCCCCAAAACCAUAAAAACAGGCAUAAAAAAACCAUGGCUCUGGUUCCAAGCGCUCUCCCAACAAUACGGCGACGUAGUCUACCUCCAGCUCGGUCCCACACCAACCAUAAUUCUUGGCUCAGCCCAAGCAGCAUGGGAUCUCCUCGAAAAGCGCGGCGCGGUAUUUUCAUCACGACCACGCUUCAUCAUGGGCGGCGAACUUCUUUCGAGUGGCAUGAGAGGUCUUAUGGCACCGUAUAAUUCGUAUUGGAGACGCUGGAGAAAGCUUUUGCAUAGUGGGUUUAUGCAGAGGCAGAGUGAGAGCUAUAGACCUGUUCAGAGUCUUGAGAGUAAGGUUUUGAUGUUUGAGCUUUUGAAGGAUCCGAGAGGGUUUAGGGUGCACUUGGAGAGGUAUGCUGCUAGUGUUAUUGUGACGGUUACUUAUGGAAGGAGAGUCGAAGACGUCAGAAGCGACAUUGUCGUUAAGAGAAAUGCCGAGGCUAUGGAGCGUUUGACGAUGGUCAAUAUCCCUGGCAAAUACGCCGUCGAACGGUAUCCCGCACUCAAAUACGUCCCCAGCUUCUUCGCACCUUGGAAGAAGCAAGUCCUGCAACAGCGCGAAAAGGAUAUUCAGCUAUACACCGAACUUAUGAACGAAGUGCGCGAAAAGGUAGCGAAGGGUACUGCGCCGACAUGUUUCGCAAAACAUCUUCUCGAAGAACAACAUAAUCUCGGAAUGACGGAUCUAGAAAUUGCUUAUACGGCUGGUUCACCCUUUGGUGCCGGUGUCGAAACCUCUGCCGGAUCAUUAGCCAGCUUCCUUCUCGCCUGCGUCAAAUUCGGACCUCAGUUCAUUCCCAAAGCUCGAGAAGAACUCGAUCGCGUUAUCGGAAGUGAUCGUCUUCCCACUUUUGAUGAUCUGCCGAAGCUGGAGUAUGUCAGGGCUAUUGCUUCUGAGACUCUGAGGUGGAGACCUGUUGCUGUGCUUGGUGGAACACCACAUGCUAGUACGGCGGAUUAUGUGUACAAGGGGAUGUUUAUUCCCAAGGGGAGCACGAUUAUUGCUCCUCUCUGGACACUUCAUCUCAACGAGUCGGAUUUCCCUCAACCUCACGAGUUCAGGCCUGAACGUUUCAUGGAAGAACGUGACUACCCCGGCACUUUGGGACACAGCGCCUUUGGCUGGGGUCGACGUAUUUGUCCAGGUAUGCAUCUCGGUAAUGCGUCUGUGACACUUAACAUUGCGCGUAUCCUUUGGGGUUUUGAUGUCAAGCCCGAGAAGGAUGAGAAGGGUCAGGAUAUCGAGGUUGAUAUAUUUGCCUACUCUGAGGGCUUCAACUCAAUCCCUUUGCCGUUUCCUUGCUCGAUCACGCCGCGGUCGGAAAGGCAUGCUGAGGUUAUCGGGAGGGAGCAUGGGAGUGCUUUGGAGGAGUUGGUUGAGUAUACUGCUAUUACGAGCAAGGUAUCUUGA